AUGCGUUAUCAGGAUGUCGACCGUCUUAGUAACAGGCAUAGGCGGAAAUGGUAUGGCACCAAAUCCACCAUUCGCAUUCUCGACACCAUCGCGGUCGCACUGACCACCGGUAGGCCCGGAGAUGUCUUCGCUGCUGCAUUCGACACCCAUGGAGGUGUCACGCUUGUCUUGGCAAAGAACGACUCUCCCACCGCUGAAGACGACCGGGCUGUUCGUGACUUGUUCAGGUGGAUCACCACUCCUGAGACUACGGGGGCAUAUGACGUCUUGCCUUUCCUAUUUACUCGUUGCGGGGCAAACAUUGCGAAGCGGAUCGCGGAGAUGGGUGAUGCUGUGCGCGGUUUCUCCCAUGGCCUCGAGGAAGUCUUAAGGAACUACACACGCGAGCCCUCCGUCGACAAAGAGUUUCCCCUCUCUACGGAUUAUCUCGAUAUCCGAGCCCAUGUACCUAGUUAG
This is a messenger RNA of Pisolithus orientalis, 456 nucleotides long. RefSeq lists its product as uncharacterized. The coding region runs from base 1 to 456 and encodes 151 amino acids. Lineage: Eukaryota; Fungi; Basidiomycota; Agaricomycetes; Boletales; Pisolithaceae. The record is from RefSeq and is a predicted model, not a curated record. The transcript has a single exon.